GCGGCAAAAGGAAAAAGAAAAUUAAACAAACCCCUCGAAACAAACUUUUAUUUUUACAACCUUCAAAUAAAAAACUUUUAUAAAUACAACCCAAUUUCGGAAAAAAUAUCUUUUCUUCCUUUUCUGUCUUCCUCCACCGCGGUCCCGCCUCUUCCACCGCCGCUAACCGGAGUAAACAGGCGGUGCCGCCAUGAAAAUAAACCCCGCCCAUCAGUCAAUUUCAAAAUUUCAAUGGAUUUCACAGGUUUAGCAGUUCAAUCAACAACUACAGACUUCCAGAUAUUAGUUUAAUCUGAGGGGGAGUUUUCGGGAGGAGAUGGAAGAGCCUAGUCAACUAAAACGAGCACUGAUAGACGCGUCAGCUGGAGCAAUCUCUGGUGCUAUUUCUCGCUCUGUUACCUCGCCUCUGGAUGUCAUUAAGAUCAGGUUUCAGGUACAACUGGAACCAACAACUUCAUGGGCGAUGCUUCAUAAAAAUAUUUACAGGCCAUCAAAGUACACCGGAAUGUCACAGGCGGCUAAAGACAUCUUUAGAGAAGAAGGUCUACCGGGUUUUUGGCGUGGGAAUGUCCCAGCUCUGCUCAUGGUUAUGCCAUAUACAUCCAUACAAUUCACAGUCUUGCACAAGUUUAAGACAUAUAUGUCUGGCUCCUCCAAGGCAGAAGACCACAUCCAUUUGAGUCCUUACUUGUCCUAUAUCAGCGGGGCUAUUGCAGGCUGUGCAGCCACUGUUGGAUCAUAUCCGUUUGAUCUUGUACGCACCAUACUAGCUUCACAGGGUGAGCCAAAGGUAUAUCCCAACAUGAGGUCUGCAAUUGUUGGUAUUAUGAACAGGCGUGGAUUGCGGGGACUGUAUGCUGGUUUGUCACCAACGCUAGUUGAAAUUAUUCCCUAUGCAGGCCUUCAGUUUGGCACUUACGACACUUUCAAGCGUUGGACUACAGCCUGGAACCAAUCAAGAUAUGCUGAAGGGCAUGCCAGCAUCUACGAUAGCCUUUCAAGCUUCCAGCUUUUUAUCUGUGGAUUAGCAGCUGGUACAUGUGCUAAGGCUGUCUGCCACCCGUUGGAUGUCAUAAAGAAGAGAUUCCAGGUAGAAGGACUGCAGCGGGAUAUGAGAUAUGGAGCAAGAGUGGAGCAAGGUGCCUACAAGAACAUGUAUGAUGCCCUCGUAAGAAUCUUGCAAGUCGAAGGUUGGGGUGGCCUUUAUAAAGGCAUUGUACCUUCCAUCGUGAAAGCAGCACCUGCUGGUGCUGUUACUUUUGUUGCCUAUGAAUAUACAUCUGAGUGGUUGGAGUCCGUUUUGACAGAAACCUAAUCUAUUUACAUUUCCAUCUCUUUUUUCACUUCUAUAGAGAUUUUUUUACCUCUGAGCUUAUUAUUCAUUUUUUCCCCAAUGUUAUACUGGGAAGACCCUGAAGAAGAUGUCAGGGUCUAUUUCUGAUACUAUAAGUUACCAAUUCUUUGGUCGUAGGCAACCCCAAUAAGUUGAGAUAUUAAAUUCUGUGCAGAGUGGAAUCGUCCAAUUCUCGGACCUAGCGUUAAAUGGCUUCUACAUUACAUGUAAGGGAUAUAUUUGUGUUGAAACUUUGCAUGUAUGUGCGGAAGCUAUGUAAUACUGUAAGGAUUGUCACUACUGCAGUGGAGUACUCCGUAUAUUGUAAUCCUGUCGUAACUGGCGAGCAGGUGGUAUAAAAGAGACCAUAGAAAUGAAACGGCUACUUUACUAGGUUUGGAGCCCCUUUUGUAGCAAUCACUAUUAAUUUGUUGGUUGAUGCUUAUUUACUGAGUUUGAUUUAAUCUGAACUUGUAUCGAAAUCUUGAGGUUUUGAUAUAGUGUAAGGUUCUCUUUGCUAAAA
Messenger RNA from Spinacia oleracea (spinach), 1856 nucleotides. RefSeq names its product mitochondrial thiamine diphosphate carrier 2. Gene Ontology annotation, biological process: transmembrane transport. The transcript is spliced from 8 exons. NCBI's taxonomy places the organism in Eukaryota, Viridiplantae, Streptophyta, Magnoliopsida, Caryophyllales, Amaranthaceae. The record is from RefSeq and is a predicted model, not a curated record. The coding region runs from base 317 to 1315 and encodes 332 amino acids.